GCAGCGGGGAGGCCGAGCGAGGCGGCUGCGGUGCCUUUAAGUCCCCCCGGCGGCUGACGCCGCCCGCGCCCGGGGAAGGAGCCUCGGCGGCGGCCACAGCCGCAGCCAACCCCGACAUCUUUGGGAUGGAGCCGCCGCCGCCGCGCCGGAGCGCCGGGAGAAGCAGGCAAGCGCUGUCCAGGAGCCGAGGCGGAGAGCCGGCCGGCUGGCGCAAGAUGGAUCUGGGCCACCCGGGACCACCCUCCCCUCUCCCCUCGCAACCCAUUCCCCCUCGAGGGAACCUUGUGGGGCUGGCAUCCCCAGGGGUCUUCUCUCCCGCCACCGUGCCCUUUGUCCCAGAGGGAGCCGUUCGCUAUCAGCCGGAGGGAUCGAGUGGAGUAUCGUACAUCGGAGGGAACCUGCCGAGCGGGACGCGGCCGGACUCUCUGGGUGAAUCGUACCACGCUCGGCUGCAACCGGAUGGGUCCCGCCGAAGAGCAGAGACGGAACCCCAAGAACAGGCUGGCAGCAGACCAAUCCCGCCUCUCUCCUUGGAGAUCAGCAGGGUCCAGCCGGAGGGCUCAGGGCCAUCGGGAUAUAAUACCCCGACUUUGCGUUCUCCGGUAGAACUGCGCCCCUUGUCUCCUGGAUCGGGCAGCUCCUCUUCUCUCUCCAAUCUGUCCCCCUCCAUGAAACUUAGCCAGUCCCCAAGCAGGGGCGGCCUUCCUGAUCUCUGCGCCUUGGACCCGCUGACGUCGGGGAUUCUGGCCACCGUGGAACUGAAGGACACCAUCCCCAAGGCCGAAUCCAGCGAUCACAUCUGCCUGAGCCGGCCGGGCUCAUCCCACCGGCUGGGGUCUCUUUCCAAAGCCAUUUCCAGCGAGUACCUCUCGGGGGGCAGGGUGGGGCCUUCCAAAUCUGCCAUGCUUGCCAAGGCCGAGUCAGAGGAAUUGACCUCCUAUUCGAGGGUCCAUCUGUCGCCCCAACUGCAAGACCCGCGGGGCAGCAGCACCAACCGCCCAGAGAACUUCCUGGAAAGAUUUGGCCGGCCACAAACGAGGCAGGACAAGGAGUUUCGGAUCACGGUUGUCACGUGGAACGUCGGCACCUCCAUGCCCCCAAGCGACGUCACCUCCCUCCUGCACCUCAACCCCGGGGACUCCUGUGACAGCGACAUGAUCGCUAUUGGGCUGCAGGAAGUGAAUUCCAUGAUCAACAAACGCCUGAAAGAUGCGCUGUUCACCGACCAGUGGAGUGAAGUUUUCAUGGAGGUGCUGAGCCGCUUUAAUUUCGUCCUGGUGAGCACGGUAAGGAUGCAAGGAGUUAUCCUGUUUGUCUUUGCCAAGUACUACCACCUGCCUUUCCUACAGGACAUCCAGACGGACUGCACCAGGACAGGACUCGGCGGUUACUGGGGCAACAAGGGAGGUGUGAGUGUCCGCCUGUCCAUCUUCGGGCACAUGGUCUGCUUCUUGAACUGCCACCUGCCGGCGCACAUGGAGAAGGCGGAGCAGCGGAAGGAGGACUUCACCACCAUCCUCCACCUGCAGCAGUUCGAGGGCCCCUCGGCCAACGGUAUUCUUGACCACGACCUCAUCUUCUGGUUUGGGGAUCUCAACUUUCGCAUCGAGACGCUGGACAUCCGCUACGUGAAAUACGCCAUCGACAACAGCAUCCUCCAUCAGCUCUGGGAGAAAGACCAGCUUAACAUAGCGAAAAACACCUGGCCCAUCCUGAAGGGAUUUCAAGAGGGGUUCCUCAACUUCCCCCCGACCUUUAAAUUCGACGUGGGAACUAACAUGUAUGACACCAGUGCUAAGAAGCGGAAACCAGCUUGGACGGACCGUAUCCUAUGGAAGAUCAAAAGUGGGGCCCACCCAGUGCAUUCUGGGAGAUCCAGCGGUGGGAACCUGACUGUGACCCAGCUGUGCUAUUGCAGCCAUAUGGAGUACACUGUAAGCGACCACAAGCCUGUGGUCUCCAUUUUUUCAGUACAGUUUGGUUCCCGAGCCGAUGUGCCAUUGGUGGAGCUCCAAGUGGCCGAUGAGUGGACCAAGCCGGAGCAAGCCGUAGUCCACUACCGGACUUCUUCAGCUUUCCACCGCAGUUCCUGGGAUUGGAUCGCCCUCUAUCGGGUGGGUUUCCGGCACUGCAAGGACUACAUAGCCUAUGUAUGGGCCAAGCAGGAAGACACGGAGAGCCACCUCUACCAGCUAACCUUUCCCGAAGAGUCCCUGCCUAAAGGAAAGGGAGAUUACAUCCUUGGCUACUACAGCAACAACAGCAGCUGCAUGGUGGGGGUGACAGAUCCCUUCCAGAUUUCCUUGCCCACCUUGGAGCAAGUCAGCAGCGCCACGGACAGCACCAACAGCACCUCCGAAGAGGAUGACGACAGCACGCUGGUGCUCCUUGGCCCCAAAUCCCGUAGCCCCAGCCCCGGCAAGAUGCACCGUCACCGUAGCCGCAGCCCCAGCUUGGCCAAGUUCCAGGGCCUGCUCUUGCGCUCCUCCAGCCGUGAUCAAGGGGCCAGCCGCAGCCCCUCACCCCAGGGACGCCGCCACAGCACCAUUCUGAAGGCGGACAUUCCCAGCAUCCAGUUUUCCAAGGACAGCCCACGGCACCGCUCCAAGUCGCGGGAGAUGGUGCAGAACGCUGAGACCUCCUCCUCCUCCUCUGCCUCCUCCUCCUCCUCUACCACCUCCCAGGCUCGGACAAGCUGGCGCUUUGAGGAGACUCCGCUGUCCCGGGCCGAUCCAUGGAAUCUGGGAUUGCUGCCUGCUGUGCGUUUGGAGACGGUGGACCGAGUCAUGGGCUCCCGACGUGACAGCUCUGACCCGAGUCUGCCUGGACGAAGGAUGAGCCCCACCAGCCCCACAGCGGGGAUCGCGGCCCUCUUCAGUACUUCCCCACAAGAGGGAGCACCCCAUGGUAGCCACAGCUGCGAUACCAGACACUAAGGCAGCAGAGCCUACCGGGCAACCAUCCUGCGUAGCGUGCGUGACGAUGCCCUUUGCCCACUCCUCUCUUGGCCUGCCUUGCACACCCUCAAUGCAGCUGUCCCGAUGGGGCGCAGGCCCAGACGAGGAGCUGCCCUGGUGCCGCCCCAUCCCAUCAGCUUGACAGUUGCCCUGUGUAUACAUCAGAGCCCGACCAACGGCCUGACCCCUCCUGUGCUGCUCUCACCCCUUGACCUCCUUGGGGACAGCCCUUUCUCCCACCAAACACCGAGAUCGGCACCCCCAAACUGGAUCCCCGUAACACUGUUUCGGCCUGUCACAAGGAGGACCAGCUGUAGGAUGGAGCCCCUCUGUCUCCCCUUCAUCCGGAGCAUCCCGAAGCUUCCCGGCGGUUGGCCGAUGAGCUCAGAAGCGUCCAGCUUGAAGACAGGGAGAGAGGGGCACAAUAAGGAGGAAAGGAGGAGGCGGCCAUUUCCAGAAGCCUCCAUGUUGUAAACGCUGAGGGCCCAACCAGGCUCAUGGUGAUUGAGACCACCACCCCCUGCAAAAUCCCAGCCAGCGCCAGCAACCGCCAUGCCCAGGGGGAGGGUGUCAAACCAAGGCUGAAGACGGAGGGCAACUUUGAAUGUAGAAC
Molecule: messenger RNA, 3570 nt
Organism: Ahaetulla prasina
Lineage: Eukaryota; Metazoa; Chordata; Lepidosauria; Squamata; Colubridae
Gene: INPP5J
Product: inositol polyphosphate-5-phosphatase J
Exons: 13
Coding region: 126-2936 (936 amino acids)
Biological process (GO): negative regulation of peptidyl-serine phosphorylation; phosphatidylinositol dephosphorylation
Cellular component (GO): cytoplasm; ruffle; plasma membrane
Molecular function (GO): phosphatidylinositol-3,4,5-trisphosphate 5-phosphatase activity; phosphatidylinositol-4,5-bisphosphate 5-phosphatase activity
Source: RefSeq, a predicted model, not a curated record